AUGUCGAGGUUGAUAAUCAAAGGUUUGCCAAGCCGGUACGAUGACAAGAACUUGAGGCAACUGUUCUCUUUCGCCGGGGAAGUCACGGACGCGAAAGUUAUCAAAACGAAAGAUGGUCGGUCUCGCCAGUUUGGUUUCAUCGGCUUUCGAAACGGACAGGAAGCAAAGAAAGCGCGCCAUCAACUGAACAAUUCUUAUGUUGAUACACAGCGGGUCUCAGUGGACUUCGCGCAUGCUGUGGGCGCAAACACCAUCCCCAGACCGUGGUCCAAAUAUUCAGAGGGGAGCAGUCUGCAUAAAAAGAACAAUGCAGACGAUGAUGUCAGUAUCCGAAAAGCAUUUCUUAAGAAAGAGGCAGAGAGGAACAGGCGCAUUCGGGAGCUCAAAGCGAAGCAGAGGGAGGACGGGGUAAAAGACGGAGACAUCGCUGCAUUGCGCGAGUUUCAAGAAUCAGCGGGGAAGCGAGGAUCAAACCCGUUGUGGGCAGAUGGAGGAAUUCGCGCGUUGGAGAAAAGCACACUCGUCGCUUCUAGGAAAACGGGCGGAGAAGGAACAUUUUUGGAAAGAAAGCAUGUGAAGUUUGAUGUGCCAGACAGCGACGACGAGGAUGACGGAUUAUACGAGGAUCUUCCAGACUCUUCCGCUUUAAAUGAAGAAAAAGCAGACGGAGACGGAGAUGCCACGGAAAAGGGAGAUGGUUUAGCUCUGGAUGAGGGCAUUUCAGACAUGGAUUACUUCAAAUCUAAAGUUGUGGCACAAAACGAGGGCGAGGAUAAGGCUUCGGAAUCGCAAAAGAGUGUCAGCGUCGAAGCUGCAGACACCGAACUUCAAGAACACAAUGAGAACCGAGCACCUGAAACGUCACAAGAAUCUGAUGAAAGCGAUGAGGAACAACAGGCUGGUAAAAGUAGCGAAAAUGCUGCAGAGAAGAGGACUCAAAAUGCGAAUGAAAAUCGUUUGGAAUCGAAAUUUCCAUCGCGUGACGGCAAUGCGGAGCGUAAGGCUGAUGCGUCUGAGACCGGGCGCUUACUCGUUCGAAACCUGGCAUACUCAAUGACUGAUGAAGAACUUGAGAUGCUGUUUGAGCCAUUUGGGACUCUGGCAGAUGUUCAUGUAGUAAGAGAUAGACAGUCCGGCAAGUCACGAGGCAUGGCAUUCGUGCAGUAUGUGACAGCCGAGAAUGCCCCUCAAGCACUUUUGUCUGUUGAUGGGACAUUUCACAGUGGCCGCAUACUGCAUGUGCUUCCAGCACAGCCUCGCCCGGCGCUCUUGGAUAACUACUCCGCAACCAGCGGUACCACAAAAGCAGGGAAUAGCAAAUUUAAAGAGGGCAGAGAGGAAUCAUUGAAAGACUCUGCGCGGAAAGGAUUGGAUGCUCACGCUCAACAUGCGCUACAUUUGUCUUCUGACGCCGUUGCUCAGGUCAUGGCAGAUCGGCAUUCGGUUUCGAAAGCUGACCUUUUCGGUACAAGUCGCGGUGAGUCUGGUGUAGCUGCGGUUAGACUUGCAAUGGCAGAAGCAACUGUACAAGGGGAGACUAAGCAGUUUCUGCUGGAGAAUGGAGUUAACCUAGGUUUAUUACAACAAAUGAACGAGGAUCUGCAUGCCACAACAGCAGCUGCUAGAAGAAAGAGACAGUCAAGGACAGCCUUUUUGGUGAAGAAUUUACCGGCUAGAACACAUGAAAGGCAGCUCGAGGGUACGUUCAGUCGUUUUGGAAAGCUGAAACGUCUUGUCGUUGUGCCAUCCGGGACUCUUGCUGUUGUCGAGUACGGCAUUUCGUCAAACGCCAAAAAAGCGUAUAACUCCCUUGCUUACACAAAAUUCCAGGAUGCGCCUCUCUACUUGGAAUGGCUUCCCGCGCAGGCACUGACGCCAGUUCACGACGACAACAAACUGGACAAAUCGUCGACUCUCGCUGAAAAUGAGCCCGAAAACAAGGACCCCACAAGCGUUGCUGAAGGUGUGUCGACAACUCCUGAGAAUGUAGAAGCCAAAACCGGCAGCGUGUAUGUGAAAAACCUGAAUUUCGAAACUCGCGAUGCCGCGCUUAAGGAGCACUUUCAAAAGGUGCUGCGGAAACGCCCGAAAGUUGUGGCAAGUUUGCGAUCGGCUACUGUGGCUCUGCGGCGAAAGAACGAGGGAAAAGCCUCAGAACGUCUUUCAAUGGGUUUCGGGUUUCUGGAAUUUUCGUCGAGAGCGCAUGCAAUAGAAGCCGUGAAGAAUGCUCAGAAUACCACUCUUGACGGUCAUACACUGCAAUUACGGCUCUCAAACAAGGAUGAUGAAGAUCGAAGUCAAGGAGCUAAGCGAAAACGGGUUUCAUCGAAGGGCAAGAAGCCAGGGCCCAAGCUGAUCGUAAGAAAUGUCGCCUUUGAAGCAACAAGAAGCGAUAUUCGACAGCUAUUCUCUGCGUUUGGUCAACUGAAGACGGUUCGAAUACCCAGAAAAAUUGAUGGUUCACAUCGUGGCUUCGCGUUUGUCGAGUUCGUUUCCAAAAAUGAAGCCAAAACGGCCUAUGAGGCUUUGUCGGCAUCUCAUUUGUACGGAAGACAUUUGGUCAUAGAAUACGCAGAGGACACCGGCACUGGCUUUGCCUCUAUAGCCGAAAUGCAAGCGAGAGCUGCUACACAAAUAGCAAGGAAGCGAACUCGGAUGAGCGAUGGAAGUAAUGUUGCUGCAAGUGGUGGGGAAGAGCCAAGUGAUGAGCUCGUUGACGAACAGGCGAUGCUCGAGGAUGAGCUGUACGCUUAG
Molecule: messenger RNA, 2754 nt
Organism: Chondrus crispus (carragheen)
Lineage: Eukaryota; Rhodophyta; Florideophyceae; Gigartinales; Gigartinaceae
Exons: 1
Coding region: 1-2754 (917 amino acids)
Molecular function (GO): RNA binding
Source: RefSeq, a predicted model, not a curated record